AUGUCGGCACGGGACGGUGACCGGCCUUACAAGGUCGUCUAUUCCAGCCGCAGGCGCGAAGAGAUCGAUGACUCCACGCCCAGCCGAAGGCCGAGACGCGAACUUGAAUAUGAGGACGAUUACCGCAGAGAGAGGGUCUACUCGCGUGGUUCUCGAGACGACCGAGUCGAAGGUGACCGGCAGUCAAGGACGAGCGAUUCGCGGAACGUCCUCCCAGCCGCCGGAACCACCAAGACACGGUACGCGGUCGGCCGCGACAGGAAUGCAGAGGCGUAUGUCAAACGCUCGGACGCUGUGAUCGUUGAGGACCGGCCGUCCGACCACGGCCGCUACGAGUAUGAAGUCCUCCGGCCGCAGAAGAGAGACGACGGCACCUAUGUCGUCGACAUUGGCGGCGGCGGCGGCGGCUACUCGCAAGACUAUGCAAUUGACUUCGACUCCAGGCAGCCUCGCUUGAGACGUGAUGCACCUCCGCCCUCCAGGAGAGAUGAUAUCUUAUACGAGGGUCAUCGCGGUGGGGGUCGUGAUCGCACGGUUCGCGAUGUUGCCUACAGGGACGUGCACGUCACAGAAGAGAUCGACGACACCCGCUACAGUGGCCGCGGCCGGGCUUACGAAGCUUAUGCCGAGGACAUUCCUCCGCCUCGUCGACUGAAAAGCGCAAUGCGGGGUGGGAACAGCUCGCCUCCCGCUCUGCACAGACGGGCAAGCGUAGGGUUCUACCGCGAUCAGAUCAGUAACCAUGAUGCGAGCGAGAGUCGACACGAGAGACCAGGAGCUGAAGCACACCUGGCCGGUCGCUACCUCCAGGGCAAUGGGCUCGCGGACGAUGACGUCUACGCCGCGGGAUAUACUAGACGGAACAGGAGCAGGAGCCGCUCCCGGGGCAGAUACGGUCCCCAGCGGAGCGACCCGCGACUUCACGAGUAUGAUGAAGUGGAUGAGGAGCGACGUACCUUUACCGAGCAAACAAUGAGACAGUAUGAGUAUGAAGAUGAUCAACGGCCAGCGUAUCCGCCACAGAGAGCAACUUCCAGGCGACGACACCAAAGGCACCAUCGUGAUGACGACGAUCGGUCUUCCCAGUUCGAAACAGAACUGGUUAAGCGGACCACGAAGGAAUACUACCGAUAG
Molecule: messenger RNA, 1134 nt
Organism: Cladophialophora carrionii CBS 160.54
Lineage: Eukaryota; Fungi; Ascomycota; Eurotiomycetes; Chaetothyriales; Herpotrichiellaceae
Exons: 1
Coding region: 1-1134 (377 amino acids)
Source: RefSeq, a predicted model, not a curated record